AUGGAGUAUGGUAGCAGUAGUGAAAUGUGGUGUUUUCCUAUAUUAAAGGACGCAGAGAUUGAAGAAUUUUUUCAUGAACUUUCGGUAGAUUUUACUGCUCAAGAUAUGAAAAAGCCUACUACAGCUCGCAUAUUCAUUGCUUACGGCUUCAUAGUGGAGUACAUUAUCGGUGCAACAGCAGAAGACUGGGGUGACACUGAUUGGUCUAGUCAUCUAGAAAUGCGUUUGCGUAAAAGAAUUCCAGGUUACGACAGACCGGAAUUUUAUUCUGAAUCAAUGAAAAUGAUGGCUAUUUACAAACGAAUGAAAAAAGUUAUGGUAGCCAUAGGAAUGGACCAAUUUUCAUUUUAUGAUGUUCUUAGACCAGAGGUAUCUCGACUUCGCAUAUUUCUUAGUGCUGCUAUUAAUUUUAUAAGAUUUCGUGAAGAUCAAUUGCACAUUUUCAACGAAUAUGAAAAACAUUCGGAGGAGCUCAUGAAACACAAUGAAGAGUUGUCGGAACGAUAUAAAAUGCUUUUCGAACAAGUUGAAAGAUCAAAGAGAAAACGCAUCGAAGAUGAAAAUAUAGUUAAAGAACUUGUGCAAGAAAAUGCUCACCUUAUGAGCAGCAUGCGUGAGUUGAAAAAGAAACAAACGGGCCUAUUGAAUGAGAUAGCAUCUUUAAAAAGUACAAAGGCGGAAGCAGAAGAAAAGAUAAAUAAUACACAGUUUUUGGUGGUAACUGCAAAACAAGUUCUUGAGAAGCUUAAGAGUCGAAUCGUAGUAAACCCUGAAAAGUUGAAACAGACAAUUGAAGAGAUGAAUCAGACCAUGUCAAAAGAAAAGGACGCGAUGCUUGGACUCGGUAAAAAGGUCCGUGAAAUUCAAGCAAAGGUCGAAAAUUUGUCCAUUGUGGAAGAGGAAAUAUCGGCUUGCAAUAAGAUAUUAGAUGAAGUAAUAAAUCAACGUAAUAAGUGUGAAAAAGCGAAUAAAGACUUGCGGGAUCUUCAGGAAGAAAUUGAAAAUAAACGUCAGCAUUCACGUGAGUUACAAAAGAAGGAACAAUUGCUGUCUCGACAAAAGCAAAACUUGGAAGAUAGGCUUCAGCGCCAAAGGGAAAAACAUAAACAAAGAGUUACAGAAACUGAAAAAAAAAUCGAAGCAUUGCAAGCAGAGUAUGACCGAAUUUUAGAGGAACGCAAGGAUUCUGAAAAUAAAGCAGCACAGCAAAAGAAAAUUUAUGAUGAAAUGUCAGCAAAAUGCACGGACUUAUUUCAAUCAUGGAAUAAAGAAAAGGCUGAAAUUGAGUCCGAGUUCAAGACUCUUAAAGAUAGAAUAGAAGGAUAUCAUCAAGAAAUUUUAUUGACU
Molecule: messenger RNA, 1347 nt
Organism: Dentiscutata heterogama
Lineage: Eukaryota; Fungi; Glomeromycota; Glomeromycetes; Diversisporales; Gigasporaceae
Source: the annotation of a GenBank genome assembly